GUUAGAAGAAAAGAAAAGGGGUUUUCAAAGUCGGAAUUUACCCCAUCACAGGCGCAAAUUGACAAGGUCGCAGCUGCCGGAGUAGAGUUACAGACUACAGAGCACCCAUUACCAACAGUGCAAACUGAGGUGAAAAAAGUGAAUUCCGAAACAAAAGCGUAUAAACAAAGCCAAAUUACUAUUCUACAAUCAGCCCAAAUUUAUGCAUACUGAUUCAGAUAUUCUUGAACUCGAGGACGCUGCGCAAACUUGCACUGACGUUCCAAUGGUGGAAUCUACUGCCAACAGCCGCACCAGAGACCUCGAUAGGCUUCUACUGCGCUCCGGCCACCUAGUUGGACCUAACUUUGAACCCAGCGUCGAGUUGAGGGAUUAUCUUCAGGAAUAUGCUAGAGUUUUGGUGGUUGGGGCUGGUGGGUUAGGAUGUGAAUUGUUGAAGGAUUUGGCUUUGUCUGGGUUUAAGAACCUUGAUGUUAUUGAUAUGGACCGUAUUGAAGUUACCAAUCUCAAUCGUCAAUUCUUAUUCAGGCUUGAAGAUGUGGGGAAGCCAAAAGCAGAGGUGGCUGCAAAACGUGUCAUGGAAAGAGUUAGCGGUGUCAACAUUGUUCCGCAUUUUUGUCGGAUUGAGGACAAGGAUAUUGAUUUCUAUAAUGAUUUCAUCAUAAUUGUUCUUGGUCUAGACUCUGUUGAAGCACGGAGCUACAUAAAUUCAGUGGCUUGCAGUUUUCUAGAGUAUGAUGAAAAGGACAACCCAAAGGAGGAAACUGUUAAGCCUAUGGUGGAUGGCGGAACUGAAGGUUUUAAGGGUCAUGCUAGAGUUAUUGUACCAGGAAUGACACCUUGUUUUGAAUGUACCAUCUGGCUUUUCCCUCCUCAAGUCAAGUUUCCAUUAUGUACUCUUGCAGAGACGCCUAGAACUGCUGCACAUUGUAUAGAAUAUGCCCAUCUAAUUAAAUGGGAUGAGGUUCAUAGUGGCAAAGCUUUUGAUCCUGAUGACCCGGAAGAUAUGCAAUGGGUCUAUAAAGAGGCUCUCAAGCGUGCUGAGCUUUUUGGCAUUCCUGGAGUCACAUAUUCUCUAACUCAGGGAGUAGUAAAAAAUAUAAUACCAGCUAUCGCUUCAACUAAUGCUAUUAUAUCAGCUGCUUGCUCACUGGAAACUCUGAAGAUUGUAUCUGGAUGCAGUAAAACCUUAUCCAAUUAUUUGACGUACAACGGUGUUGAAGGUCUACACACGGAAGUAACAGACUUCGUCAAGGACAACGAUUGUAUUGUGUGUGGCCCUGGAGUUCUUAUUGAGAUGGAUACUUCUUGCACUCUGCAGAAGUUCAUUGAACAACUAGAGGAGCAUCCAAAUCUGCAUCUGUCAAAAGUGAGUGUGACACACCAAGGAAAAAACUUGUACAUGCAGGCACCUCCUGUGCUGGAAGAGAUGACUCGAUCCAAUUUAUCACUAGCGCUAUUUGACUUGAUGGGAAGAAUAUCCGGUGGUACUGUUCAUGUGAAUGGUACAUCUAUCAAGAACAACAAGAAAACGUCUGGUUUAAGAAAAUUACGCGUUGUCUUCAAGGGAGUUGAUGGGAUGGCAGAUAUGGAUACUGCUGGUGGUGCAUAGUUGCACUGAUUGCAUUUGUAUGAUACUCCGUAGUAUGCAAACCAUAUAAUCUUGGUGUCACCUCUUACUCCCAUGAAUUCAUUUUUUGUCUAUUGGUAGUUGUAAUCAGGAUCUUGUUAGGAGCCCUGUCCAUCAUUUUUGGCUGGGUAUAGCUUAUCCGCUAUUUAUUUUUAGUUCGAGAAGGGGUAGGUUUCGUAGCUGAUUACCCUUGAAUGUCUUUCAAGGAAAGAACCUGAAGCAGGCUUGUUCUUCCGUAAUGUAACUGACAACAGGUUGAGCUGCUUCUUAUGUAAUCAACGAAACUCGUCUACACUAUUUGUUUAUUUUGUAGGAAUUACAUCAUUGUGGUACUAGUUUGAGGCUUUGAGCUGCGUCUAAUAAUUUUAGCAGUGGUGUUUUCUGCUGCAUGCA
Messenger RNA from Spinacia oleracea (spinach), 2023 nucleotides. RefSeq names its product NEDD8-activating enzyme E1 catalytic subunit. The record is from RefSeq and is a predicted model, not a curated record. The transcript has 9 exons. Bases 203 to 1612 code for a protein of 469 amino acids. Gene Ontology annotation, biological process: protein neddylation. NCBI's taxonomy places the organism in Eukaryota, Viridiplantae, Streptophyta, Magnoliopsida, Caryophyllales, Amaranthaceae. Gene Ontology annotation, cellular component: cytoplasm; nucleus. Gene Ontology annotation, molecular function: NEDD8 activating enzyme activity.